AUGGCUGAUCGAUUGACACAAUUACAAGAUGCUGUCGACCAGCUGGCACAUCAAUUUGUUGCCUCUAUAUAUUACGUUCACAGGCACCACGAACUCACGCCUGUCAACCCCACAGACAUGCCAAGGGAGGGACCUAUGGAUUCUGAUGGAAUUGAACCAUAUCCGACAGGGCAGUUCCUUGACGGCCAGCGCGAGCUCGCAAAGGACCUCAUUGUCAGAGAGCAGCAAAUCGAGCUCUUGAUAUCGGCGCUACCGGGGCUGGAGCAUAGUGAGCAGAAUCAACAGGAACGCAUAAAGGCCUUGGAAGAGGAACUGGAGAAGGAGGAGCAGAAGAGGCACGCUGCUGUGAAAGAGAAGGAUGUCCUACUGGCAAAGCUGGACGAGGUGAUACGCAGCGUGAGACGACCCUAA
This is a messenger RNA of Pseudogymnoascus destructans, 411 nucleotides long. RefSeq names its product RNA polymerase II mediator complex subunit (gene SRB7). Lineage: Eukaryota; Fungi; Ascomycota; Leotiomycetes; Thelebolales; Thelebolaceae. Gene Ontology annotation, biological process: regulation of transcription by RNA polymerase II. The record is from RefSeq and is a predicted model, not a curated record. Gene Ontology annotation, molecular function: transcription coregulator activity. Bases 1 to 411 code for a protein of 136 amino acids. Gene Ontology annotation, cellular component: mediator complex. The transcript is spliced from 3 exons.